This is a messenger RNA of Drosophila busckii, 1160 nucleotides long. It is a transcript of the gene eIF3i, whose product is annotated as eukaryotic translation initiation factor 3 subunit I. The transcript has 3 exons. Gene Ontology annotation, molecular function: protein binding; translation initiation factor activity; RNA binding. Bases 81 to 1061 code for a protein of 326 amino acids. The record is from RefSeq and is a predicted model, not a curated record. Gene Ontology annotation, cellular component: eukaryotic translation initiation factor 3 complex, eIF3m; cytoplasm. Lineage: Eukaryota; Metazoa; Arthropoda; Insecta; Diptera; Drosophilidae. Gene Ontology annotation, biological process: cytoplasmic translational initiation.
UCUUUUGACGUUUCGGACUGCGUGGAUGUUGCAGAAAUUGUUUUGUUUUCUUGCAAUAAUUUAAUAUAAUUUAUAACAAAAUGCGUCCGUUGAUGCUACAGGGCCAUGAGCGUUCUAUAACGCAAAUCAAAUACAAUCGUGAGGGUGACUUGCUCUUCUCCAGCUCCAAGGAUCAAAAACCAAAUGUUUGGUACUCGCUCAAUGGUGAACGUCUGGGCACCUAUGAUGGACAUCAGGGUGCAGUGUGGUGUUUGGACGUGGACUGGGAGACGAGAAAGCUCAUCACUGGCGCUGGUGACAUGACAACCAAGCUCUGGGAUGUCGAGCAUGGCACUGUAAUUGCAUCGAUACCCACUAAAUCAUCCGUGCGUACGUGUAGCUUUAGCUUUUCUGGCAACCAAGCGGCUUAUUCCACGGAUAAGGCUAUGGGUCAGAAUUCUGAGCUGUUCAUUAUUGAUGUUCGUAAUGCUGAUGCCAGUCUAUCUGAACAAGCGCCAACGCUGCGCAUUCCCAUGAUCGAGUCAAAGAUUACAUCUAUGCUGUGGGGACCAUUGGAUGAAACUAUUAUAACAGGACAUGACAAUGGUAAUAUUGCUAUCUGGGAUAUCCGCAAGGGACAGAAGGUGGUUGAUUCUGGUAGUGACCACACCGCUGGAAUUAACGACAUGCAGAUGAGCAAGGAUGGCACCAUGUUCGUAACCGCCUCAAAAGAUACCACAGCUAAGUUGUUCGAUUCAGAGUCUCUGAUGUGCCUGAAGGCCUACAAAACUGAAAGACCUGUAAAUUCGGCAGCCAUCAGUCCUAUUUUGGAUCAUGUGGUGCUUGGCGGUGGCCAGGACGCCAUGGAGGUGACCACAACGUCGACGAAGGCUGGUAAAUUUGACUCGCGAUUCUUCCAUCUGAUCUACGAAGAGGAGUUUGCGCGUCUCAAAGGCCAUUUCGGUCCCAUCAACAGUUUGGCUUUCCAUCCGGAUGGCAAGAGUUACGCUUCUGGCGGUGAAGAUGGUUUCGUGCGUGUUCAAACCUUUGAUAGUACAUACUUUGAGAACAUCUUUGAGUAGUCGCACCUUUAGUUUUAUAGUUUCCAACGAUUUCGUCAACUCGAAAUGUUUGUGUCCAUAGAGAAUAAUCAAAUAUACGCGAGAACGAAACGAAUAUUA